CAAGUUCCACAGGCAAGGUAUCUGGCAAACCGAUAACCAGCAAUGAACACUCUCAAGAAACUUGCCCCGGUAGCUAUGCUUUCCCUGAUUAUGCUAAGCAUGUUUAGUGACUCAGUAUCAGCAGUUUCACUUGCAGACUGUUGCCUCAAUUAUUCAAAGCAUCGAUUGCCAAGGAAAUACAUCUCUGGUUAUGUGGAGCAAAAAUCGAAUGAAAUAUGCGAGAUAGAUGCAGUUAUAUUCUACACCAUCGGAAGAAGAGCAGUGUGUGCAGAUCCUGAUCAGCAGUGGGUGAAGAGAGCACUGAAGUUUUUGAGCAAAAUACUGAAAAAAAUGUCACAAGAUUGAGCUGCAUCUUGAGAAAAGAAGUUAGCUGCAUUAGCUGCAUUUAUCUGAAAAAACCUUCCUGCAUAGUAUCUAUGUCCAGACAAAAUUGUUUGUUAAAACUGAUGUACUUUUUAUUACUCACAAUUGAUGUGAAAGCUGUUUUAUUGUAUGUUCUACUGAACAUGGUAAAGUAACUUAAUUGUAGAUUCUUAUUUAUUUUCUGCUACAAUCUGCUAGUUUCGAACUAGAUGAAAAUACUAGUAUUAUAAUCACCUGUAUAUUUAUCUGUCAAUCUCAAGGUUGAUUUAUUGGAAAGUGUAAGCUAAGGAGGAAUAUCUUUGAGUUUAUAUAUCACCAUGUUAAUUGACAUUUUAUGUAAUUUAAA
Molecule: messenger RNA, 709 nt
Organism: Pristis pectinata (smalltooth sawfish)
Lineage: Eukaryota; Metazoa; Chordata; Chondrichthyes; Rhinopristiformes; Pristidae
Product: C-C motif chemokine 20-like
Exons: 4
Coding region: 43-345 (100 amino acids)
Biological process (GO): immune response; neutrophil chemotaxis; inflammatory response
Cellular component (GO): extracellular region
Molecular function (GO): CCR chemokine receptor binding; chemokine activity
Source: RefSeq, a predicted model, not a curated record